AUGGGGUGAAGACAGUGGACAAACCAAAAAUCCAAAAAACAGAAUUAUCUUCUUGAUCAAAAGGAAAAAGGAAUUUUCUGCUGAGUUUCUCUAGUUUGAGUUGUUGGGUUCAUUCUUCAAUCUGACUUGUGUUUCUCUGGUGAGUUAGAGGCUUCUCUCCAUGCUUUAUGUGUGUGAGUGUACGCUUUUGUUUUGUGCAAACGUCUUCACCUUCUUGCCGGGUUGCGGCGGUCUUUCAUAUUGUGAGCCAUAUUGAUGAGAGAAAGAAAGAAACAAUGCCGGAGGGAAUAACAGCUGAGAAUCUUUUGAACAACAUUGUGGAAUCUCUUUCUGAUGGUGGGCCGAAACAUAAAUCUGCAUCAUUCUUUCAAGAGGAAGGUGCUAGCUCUGUUAGUACUCAAUUCAAUAGGCUAUUUGGACGUCAGAAACCAAUACACCAUUGUUUGGGUGGAGGCAAAUCUGCUGAUGUGCUGUUGUGGAGAAACAAGAAAAUCUCGGCCGGUGUUUUAGUCAGUGCUACAGCCAUCUGGGUGCUAUUUGAGUGGCUUAACUACAAUUUUCUCUCACUUUUAUGCUUUGCUCUGAGCAUUGGUAUGGUCGCUCAGUUUCUUUGGAAAAAUGCUUCUGGGGUAAUAAACAGGUCGCAUUCUAAGGUUCCUCGUCUUGUCUUACCUAAUGACCUCUUCAUCAAUAUUGCCACGGCAAUAGGCGCUGAAAUAAACCAUGGUUUGGGCUUCCUUCAAGAUAUUGCAUGCGGGGGUGAUCUGAAACAAUUCUUACUGGUUGUAGUGAGCUUGUGGGCUGCUGGUAUCAUAGGAAGCUGGUGCAACUUCUUGACUGUUCUAUAUAUUGGUUUCAUUGCUGCCCACACGCUUCCAGUGCUAUAUGAAAGAUAUGAAGAUGAAGUUGAUGGUUUUGUCUAUAAUGCCCUCGAACAGCUACGAGGCCAUUACAAGAAGCUGGAUUCUGGUGUCCUCAACAAAAUACCAAGAGGCAACUUCAGGGGAAAGAAGCUUGACUAGAUCAUAACCUUAGUAAAUGUAAUCGAUCGAUCUAGUAGAAUGCCAACUUGUAUGCUCAGAAUACGAAACUCAUUAUUCGUGACAACUUUAGUCGAUCAAAAGAAAGAAGUGUAUUGGACCUUUGCUCACCUUAUGUAAAUGUUGUUUGAAAAUAAAUUGAGUUUCUGCAGAAAGUUUAAAUGGUACUCUUUUGAAGAACCUACAUGUGUGUAUUGUAACCAAAAAAGUCACACGUUUGUCCAAGUAUUAUAGGAGUAAUAUUAUGUCCAA
Molecule: messenger RNA, 1292 nt
Organism: Nicotiana tabacum (common tobacco)
Lineage: Eukaryota; Viridiplantae; Streptophyta; Magnoliopsida; Solanales; Solanaceae
Product: reticulon-like protein B8
Biological process (GO): response to bacterium
Source: RefSeq, a predicted model, not a curated record